Messenger RNA from Penicillium olsonii, 2193 nucleotides. NCBI's taxonomy places the organism in Eukaryota, Fungi, Ascomycota, Eurotiomycetes, Eurotiales, Aspergillaceae. The record is from the annotation of a GenBank genome assembly.
AUGGCACCUGCUUUAGAACUCCUUGAGAAGCCCGUUCAGAGUCUACGGACGAAAGCGCUCCCAUCAGCCCGCAAUGAGCCGGCUCUUGGGCUCGAUUUGAAGUCAGAGAGCACAGAGAGACACCAACGAGUGAUGAGUGUCUUCCGAGCUUUCAUCGCUGAUCUGUGUCAACAGUUCGGUGAGGGCCAUGCUGGAUCCCCAUUGGGAAUGGCUGCCAUCGGUGUUGCUUUGUAUAAGUAUGUCAUGCGGUAUUCUCCCGGUAACUGCAACUAUUUCAACCGCGACCGCUUUGUUCUUUCGAACGGCCAUGCCUGUCUUUGGCAGUAUACUUUUAUGCACCUUGUGGGUGUUGAGAGUAUGACACUCGACCAGCUUAAAUCCUAUCAUUCCGCAAAGCUUGACUCACUCUGCCCUGGUCAUCCCGAGAUCGAAAAUGAGGGCGUUGAGGUCACAACUGGGCCCCUUGGUCAGGGACUUGCUAAUGCUGUUGGCCUUGCGAUGGCCAGCAAGAACCUAGCAGCCACAUACAACAGACCGGGCCAUGAAGUCGUGGACAACAUGACGUGGUGUAUGGUCGGUGACGCCUGUCUCCAAGAAGGCGUUGGCCUCGAGUCUCUUUCACUGGCUGGCCAUUGGAGGCUGAACAACCUUUGUGUGAUUUUUGAUAACAACUCCGUGACCUGUGACGGAACGGCAGAUGUUGCCAAUACCGAGGAUAUCAACAUGAAGAUGCGAGCGACCGGGUUCAAUGUGGUAGAUGUUUACAAUGGAGAUACUGAUGUUGCCGGCAAUGACAAGCCCACGUUCCUCAACAUUCGCACUGUCAUUGGGUUUGGGGCCUACAACGCGGGUACCGCAGACGUCCAUGGAGCCGCCCUCGGAGUCGGCGAAGUAGCCAACCUUAAGAGGUCGUUUGGCCUCGACCCCAACGACCAUUUCCACAUUCCGCAGGAUGUCUAUGAUUUCUUCAGUGAAAUACCUAGUCGAGGUCGAUCUGAAGAAAUAGAUUGGCAGAAAGCCGUGGCACGAUACAGGAAGGAAUACCCAGACCUAGGGGCUGAGUUCGCGCUCCGCGUUGCAGGAAAAAUGGUCCAAGACUGGAGCAAGUAUAUUCCUGGCAAGGAACAGCAGCCCAGCGCAGUGACCGCAUCCAGAAAGUCCGCGGGAGUAAUAACGAAUGCCCUUGCCGAGAACAUCAAUUCAUUCUUGGUCGGCACCGCUGAUCUUACUCCCUCGUGCAAUGUUGCCUUCAACAACAAGGUCGACUUCCAAUCCCCCGAUCUUCAAACUGCAUGCGGUCUUGACGGGAACUAUAGUGGUCGAUAUAUUCACUAUGGUAUUCGUGAGCAUGCAAUGUGCGCAAUCACCAACGGGCUUUCGGCCUUCAACAAAGGAACGUUCAUUCCCAUGACCAGCACAUAUUUCGUAUUUCACCUUUAUGCCGCGGCUGCUGUGCGUAUGGCCGCCCUGCAAGGUCUCCAGCAAAUUCAUAUCGCCACCCACGACAGCAUUGGUGUUGGUGAGAAUGGGCCUACGCACCAGCCAAUUGCUGUUGCAGCCCUGUACCGCGCCAUGCCCAACAUCCUUUAUAUACGUCCAUGCGACGCCGAAGAAGUGGCCGGGGCAUAUAUCUCCGCUAUCGAAGCGACCGAGACGCCUACCGUCAUCUCACUCUCCCGCCAGGGACUGGUUCAAUAUCCCGAAUAUUCUUCUCGCGAGGGUGCGAUGAAAGGUGGAUAUGUAUUUGCAGAGAAUGAGGGGGGUGGGUUCGAUGUUACAUUGAUUGGGGUCGGCUCUGAGAUGGUCUUCGCGAUGAAAACCCGAGAGUUCCUCCAGGCAGAAUAUGGCAUUCGGGCGCGCGUUCUCUCCUUCCCUUGCACUCGACUGUUUGAACAACAGUCUCGGGAGUACAAGUUGGAGGUUUUGAAGCCGCGCGCUGAAAAGCCUACUGUCGUGAUUGAGGCAUACCCCUCAAACGGAUGGGAGCGCUAUGCGCAUGCAUCGGUCGCUGUUAACAGCUUUGGAAAGAGUCUGCCUUCCAAGGAUACUUAUGAUUACUUUGGCUUUGCUCCAGAGAGAAUCGCCCCCAAAGUGAAAGAUUUGGUGGAGGAAGUUAGGCGAGAUGGCAUUGGAAUUCUCAGGGGCGAUUUCAGGGAAUUCAAUGGGCCCCUACGGAUCGGUCUCAGUCAUUAA